This is a messenger RNA of Trametes versicolor FP-101664 SS1, 1557 nucleotides long. RefSeq names its product alpha/beta-hydrolase. The coding region runs from base 1 to 1557 and encodes 518 amino acids. The transcript has 16 exons. The record is from RefSeq and is a predicted model, not a curated record. Lineage: Eukaryota; Fungi; Basidiomycota; Agaricomycetes; Polyporales; Polyporaceae. Gene Ontology annotation, biological process: proteolysis. Gene Ontology annotation, molecular function: serine-type carboxypeptidase activity.
AUGCUUGGCGCAGUGACGCGCGUGCUCGUCCCCCUCGCGGGCAUCGCAGCGCUCGUAGGGUCGUACGCCUCUGUCGACGCGAAAAGGAUCACCAAGGCUCAACUACACGCAAAGCAAGCAGACGCGGCGGCGCGCAUCAGGGCGAAUGUUCCCCGUGCCGCUACGCCCAACAAGGGCACAGGCGUGAAGAACAUCACGUUCACUAACCCUCGCGCGUCCGAAUUCUAUGUUGAUGGGACCACGAUCCCGGACGUAGACUGGGAUGUUGGGCCUAGCUGGUCCGGUCUGAUGCCCAUCAGCAGUGACCCCCACGAAACUCGCAAGCUUUUCUUCUGGUUCUUCCCUCCGGGACCGCAAGGCAGCCUGGACGAUCUCAUCUUCUGGACGAACGGCGGCCCGGGGUGCUCCUCGCUUGAGGGCUUGUUGCAGGAGAAUGGACCGUUCCAGUGGUCGUAUGGCCAGGCGCGCCCGACACAGAACGAGUACAGCUGGACGAACCUGUCCAGCUUGCUCUUCGUGGAGCAGCCUGUGGGCACCGGAUUCUCGCAGGGAGAGCCGAACAUCACCAAUGAGGACGAGCUGGCGGCGCAACUGGUGGGCUUCCUACAGCAGUUCCUGACCGUCUUCAAAGAGGUGGGAGGAAAGAAGCUGUAUCUGACUGGCGAGAGUUAUGCAGGGAUGUAUGUGCCUUACAUCGCAAACUACAUCUACAAGCACCCGAAGGCUCUCAACCUCACUCUGAAAGGUUUCUCGGUGUCUGAUCCCGUCCUAGGCUGGGACGUCGUCCAGAGCGAGAUCCCUGCCGUCGACUUCGUGCACAAAUACGAGCACAACUUCGCCCUCAACGCGACCUUCAUGGCCCACCUUGACUCGGUCGCCAAGAAGUGCGGAUACGCGGGCUACAUGAAGAAGUACGUCACCUAUCCCCCGAAGGGUCUCCUGCCGCUCCCUGGGAAAAGCAUCGAAGCUGACCCCGGAUGCGAUGUGUGGGACGACAUCGUGGACGCCGCGCUUGCCAUCAACCCUGCGUUCAACAUCUAUCGUAUCUUCGACACCUGGCCAAUCCUGUGGGACGUCCUCGGAUUCCCUGGCACGUUCUCGCAAACACAAUCCCCGCUCUACUUCGACCGCGAAGAGGUGAAGCGCGCGAUCCACGCGCCCGUGAACGUGACGUGGGGCGAGUGCUCCGACAUCGACGUGUUCGUCGGCGGCGCGGGCGACCAGUCGCUCCCGCCCGCGUUCACGGUGCUCCCGAGCGUGAUCGAGAAGAGCGAGCGCGCGGUGAUCGUGCAUGGGCUCGCGGACUUCAUCCUCAUCGCGGAGGGCACACGAAUUGUCAUCCAGAACAUGACCUGGAACGGGAAACAGGGCUUCCACACGCCGAUCAAGGACGACAGCUUCAUCGUCGACGGGAUGGGCGCGCUCGGCACGACGCACACAGAGCGCGGCCUGACCUACUUCGAGGUCGCCCUCAGUGGCCACAUGGUGCCGCAAUUCUCACCGAGGGCCGCAUUCCAGAUCAUGGAGUAUCUUCUGGGCUUCAGGCAGAAGCCGUAG